Phasianus colchicus (ring-necked pheasant) is the source of this 4355-nucleotide messenger RNA. It is a transcript of the gene DYNC2I2, whose product is annotated as dynein 2 intermediate chain 2. Gene Ontology annotation, molecular function: dynein heavy chain binding; dynein light chain binding. The record is from RefSeq and is a predicted model, not a curated record. Lineage: Eukaryota; Metazoa; Chordata; Aves; Galliformes; Phasianidae. Gene Ontology annotation, biological process: intraciliary transport. Gene Ontology annotation, cellular component: ciliary plasm; cytoplasmic dynein complex.
UUUGGAGUACAGAUGAGGAAUAUCACUGGUAGCACUGCAGAUAAACAGAUUUCAGCCAGUUCAUUAUGUACUGAUCUUGCAUUUGAACUCCACAGUCACCAUCUACAGAAGCACAAUAGGAUGCAACUGUUGUUGAAAACAUUACAGAAAGCGGUACACCAAGCUACUGGUGAACCUUAACGAGUGUCAUUUCAAAUAAUGCUACAGAUGUCAGGGCAUUCCAGUCAUUUUCCUUUUGGGUCAUACCUGCUUAUUUGUCUUCUUGCCUUCACGUUUCCACAGUCCUGAUUGUUUCUCUCCAGUGAUAUUCCCAUUUAAUGCAAACCUCAGGGUCUCUGACUGACACUACCCUGUAGAUCAUAGAGCAAACAACCUCACUCUAAAGCAAAUGACCUCAAGGCCUAGGUCUAAAAUAAUUGUAUGGAAGUAACUGAUCAGGUAUUGUCUGUACCUGGAUGCCAAGCAAGAAAUACCAGCAUAAAGCCUGUUUAACAUCUAUGCUGCAUUCAGAGGCAAUAUAGGCAAGUACCCAGGCUUCAGCCAAAUCAAACUUGGAUGCUGUGCAAUCCAGUAGUGAACAAUUAGGGAAACAGAAUUAGGGCUUGACGGACAUAUUGCCUGGGGAGAGAAGAGCUCUAUGGAGUGGUUCUUUGGUGCCAGCCUUUGCUAUUAUUUUCGUUCUUUGGAUUUUUUUUUUUUUUUUAUACAUGACAACACAUAAGGAGUUACAUUCUCUGUACAGAACCCAUCCAGCAGCAAAAGGCAACGUUUUUCUCCUAUUUUAAGCUUCUUGCUGCCAGUCUAAGUGCUAAAAGAUCCUUCUCAUGGCACUCUCUUCUUGUUUGAGCUACGUGUGUUGUUUUCUUCGUCCUCACUUGCGUCUGUUUGGGGUGGAGGGAAUGGGGAAAAGGUAAAAGGGGAAGGCUCAACCGUCUCUCUAUUUUGGGUCGUCUGCUGUUUCCGCUAUCUGGAGCCUCAACAGAGCUCAAUUGUUUCAUUUAUUGCAUGCAGAGGGUGGCUCCUGCACCCACUAGUGGGUGAAUUUGUACUGAGAUGUAGCAGAAAAUACUUGGUUUGCACAAAGUUACAGAAAUUAUGCAAGAAAGCAUGCAUGCUUUUUUUUUUUUUUCCUUGCUACUUUCUCCCCCAGCGUUUCUUCCCAGUUUUCACUUCAGCAUCAGAAAAGAGGAAUAAGAGAAGACCGAUUUGCCUCAUUACCCGAAAGUGACAACUCACUGAUACUUUAUCUCUUGCAACACAAAGAAGAGAAAGCACAGAUCAGCGCUGUGUUAGUUCCAGCCACUUGAGAGAGCUUUCAUAGCCCGGGGCAGGUAGGAACCUCCCCCCACAUCCGUGCUUUCACCCUAUUUCCAGCGCUGCGAGACCACAUCAGAACAGCUACAUGUCCGACACCGCCGGGCCAGAAGGAAAAAGCAAGAUAAGAUUCACUGAAAUACCGUUCCACAUUACAGCCCCGGCAAAUCAGGCACUGCAAUAAAGGAGAGAAUUAACCCACACUCCGUUUAGCAGAGUCAUCUUCCGGAGCUGUUUGCUUACAUCUCGUCUUCAAAGCAGCGCAGCUGUCGUGGGGAAACGCGUACUGCCAUCGCGGUCACUUCGGUGAGAGCACGUCGAUGUGCUUUUGGUGUUCCGUGUAUUUCACAAACAAACAACAACAAAAAAACCACGAAAAGCCACCACAACAAAACCGCGCCAACUUUUCUCCUCACAAUCGCUGUGUCAGGGUUUGAAGUCACGGACCGCGCUUCACUCCUUCAUCGGGACGCAGCCGUACAUAACGAUGUGCGCACAUAACAGUGAGCUGGAACAGCCGAUCUCCCACCACAGCCCGCACCUCACAGCAACCGCAGGGCGUCAGCGGGACCGAAGGGAUCUCGUUAUGGACGCCGUUAUUUUAAGCCCUUACAACUCCUCACAGGAGGCCGGCGGUGCUGCCUGCCGUCCCACAGCAGCGCACAGCCCUGCCGCCCUCAACGGAAAAAGCUAACAACGUGAAUCGAGCAUAGCGUAGCUGAACGUUUAUUUCAUCAGUUAAGGAACGAGUUUCUGGCCGCCGCAUCUCCACACGGGACAAAGCGCUGCUCCGGCGGCACGCAGCCGCUUCCCGCUCCGCUCCCGCGCGGCCCGGCUCCCUCAGCUACGGGCGGAGCCGCACGCUGCCGGUACCGCGGCUCCCUCAGAAGAACCCCUCAGAAGAACCCCUCAGAAGAACCCCUCAGAAGAACCCCUCAGAAGAACCCCUCAGAAGAACCCCCACGGCGAGGAACGGAGCCGGGCACCGGGCCUGGCGCGAGCCCCGCGCUCCUGCCUGAGGCCCGCCGCCAUCUUAACUCCUGGCGCCCCCUCCCGCCCUGCACUCGUGCCCCCGGCAGCGCUGCGGGGCCCGGCGCGAGAGUGGCAACGGGGUGAAGGAAAAACCCUCGCUGCAAACGCCACGCCGGCCCUACCCCGCCGCAGCCCGCCCGCAGAACGCGGCGGAAGCGCCGGCCCUCGCCCCGCUCCGCCCACUGCCCCUCCGCGCCCUUCCCCAACAUGGCGGCCGCGCGAGUCAGUUACCGCGCGUCGUGACGUCAUCCCGCCGCGCCUCUCCGUCUCCACGGCAACCGGCGGGCGCGGAGCGGCGAUUCUGGCGGCCGGGUUCCCCCCACCGGUUUCGCCGCCAUGUUCGCGGACGAGACGGCGCCCGGCGCCGCGGUGCAGUCGCUGUGGAGGAGCGCCCGGAACGCGUGCUGCGAGGCGAAAAGCUGCCAGACUGGGGAAGUUGCAGUGGCAGAGGUUGCAGUGCAGUCGCGGAGCAGCAGAGAUGCCGCCGUGCAGACGGAUCGGAGCGCUGUCCCAGACGUGCAGCAAGGAGCCUGUGUGGAUGAGAGUGGUGUGCUGGCAUUCCUCCGGAGGGUGGAGGAGGUCGUUAUCAAAGAGCUGAACAAGAACGUGACAAGUCGUGCCUUCGAUGGCUUUGAUGUGAACUGGACGGAUCAGAACAGAACAGUGUUGUGUUUGCAUGCAUUGUCAUACCCAGAGGCUCAGGAUCAACACCUGCAGGUUACUGGUGUCUCAUGGAAUGCAACAGGAUCUGUUGUAGCAUGCUCGUAUGGCCGCUUUGUCUUCAUCAGGUUGAAUGAUGGGGACUGGAGCACAGAGAAAUCCUAUGUCUGUACCUGGAAUCUGGAUAGAAGAAGGUUGGAUCCACAACGUCCCGACCUUGUGGUGGAUGCUCCCAGUUCUGUCAUGUGCUUGGCCUUCCAUCCCUCCCAGCCUUCACUGAUAGCUGCCGGUCUGUUCAGUGGGGAAACGGUGGUGUGGGACACCAGCAAACCAGAAGACCCCUUGAUCUGGCGGACAGGGAUGACAGAUGACACUCACACUGAUCCAGUCUAUCAGGUUCACUGGCUGCCCGAUGCCAAGCAUGGAAACCACGUCCAGCUGCUGAGCGCAUCGACGGACGGUAAGAUCCUGGUGUGGAGGGAGGAGCGAGAUGGGCGGCUGAUGGUGGCUGAAGGAUUCGCCCUGGUGGCUCAGCAGAUCCCUCGCAGUGCUCAGCUGAAGAAGCUCGUGUGGGGAGAGGCGGCGGUAGGUGUGACAUCGCUCUCUUUUUCACACUUCGAUCCCCACGUGUUCGUUGUUGGUGUGGAAGGCGGCUUCUCACUCAAGUGCUCCACUGCAGCAGACACUCCAGCUCCCUGCCGGACAGGAGGUUCUGUUCCCCUCAGAGCACCAGCUGAGCUCGCCUUCUCCCCACACAGCGGGCCGGUGUACUCCGUCAGCUGCUCCCCCUUCCACAGGAAUCUCUUUCUGAGCUGUGGGACUGAUGGACAAGUUCACCUGAGCUCCAUGUUGCAGACACAACCCCUCAUUUCUCUUCAGUUAUCUACAAAAUAUCUCUUCUGUGUUCGCUGGUCUCCCGUCCGACCUCUGGUCUUUGCAGUGGCUUCUGGGGAAGGAGAUGUGCACCUGUUUGACUUUGAGAAGAGCUCCCAGAAGCCAGCUGUUUCCAUGAAGCAGGCCGUGGAUGAGUGCCCCGUGUACUGUUUAGAAUUUAAUACCAAGCAAACUCAGCUCCUGGCAGCAGGGGAUGCUGCUGGAACAGUCAAAGUCUGGCAGCUGAGUUCUGACUUCACCGAACAGCGGCCCAGGGAAAUGAAUCACCUGGAGCAGCUGGCAAGUGAGCUCACAGACUGAGACAGCAGCACAGCAGCUGUGGGGAGCUCCUCACUGCUGACUCUGGGAAAAGCUGCCCAUUCAACCCACAAAGCACCUAACUGUGACUACAGCUGGAGUUUCAUCCAUAUGACAGAGCUGCAUUUAACCAUUAAACACGAGAUGAUGUGGUUCGA